GUCCGAGCCUCCUCCGGCUGCAGGUGGUGUGGCUGCGACCCCUCCCGCCCACCGCCCGCUUCCCGGCCCCUUGCCCGGCACCGCUGACAGGAGAGAUUUACGCAGUGUCUGAGCAUCAUGGAGCUCCUAGGUUCGACUUUAACGGCAACUUAUGCCCACCCCAGACCGACACCAACCAGUCUUCUGCCAGCCAUCAGUACCACGGCGUCCAGCUAUAGGGACCGCUUCCCCCACUACAACCUGACCCACAGCCUGAGCCUUCCUUGGAGACCAAGCACCUACUACAGGGCGGCCUCCAACUCGCCAGCGCUGGACCCGUACUGCACGAGAGCCCAGAGCGUGUCCCAGAGCGCCAUGCUCCCCUUCGUCUCCAACAGAACCACCCUCUUCACCAGGUACACUCCUGACGACUGGUACAGGUCCAACUUAACCAACUAUCUCGAGUCCAACACUUCCCGACACAACUCAGAGAGGCUGAGAGUAGACACAUCUCGCUUGAUCCAAGACAAGUACCAGCAAACCAGGAAAACCCAGGCCGACUCCACCCAGAAUCUGGGAGAACGGGUCAAUGACAUAGGAUUUUGGAAAUCUGAAAUCACGCAUGAGUUGGAUGCAAUGAUUGGAGAGACAAAUGAACUAACUGAUGUCAAGAAGAAACUGGAGAGGGCUCUGAUGGAGACGGAAGCCCCUCUUCAGGUAGCCCGAGAAUGUCUAUUCCAUCGAGAGAAGAGAAUGGGCAUCGAUCUAGUUCACGAUGAAGUGGAAACAGAGCUGCUGACGGAAGUUGAUAUUAUUCUGUGCUGUCAAGAAAGGAUGAAGCUGCAUUUGGACAAGGCCAUUGCCCAGCUGGCAGCUAGCAGAGCUUCCCAGCACGAGCUGGAGAAGGACCUGAGUGACAAGCAGGCGGCUUACCGCAUCGACGACAAGUGCCACCACCUGCGGAACACGUCGGAUGGCAUCAGCUACUUCCGCGGGGUGGAGAGAGUGGAUGCCACGGUCUCCGUGCCUGAGUCCUGGGCCAAAUUUACUGAUGACAAUAUUCUUCGCUCCCAGAGUGAGCGAGCUGCUUCUGCGAAGCUAAGAGACGACGUCCAGAACCUCCUGGUGGUGACAGCCAACGAGAUGUGGAAUCAGUUCAACAAAGUGAACCUGGCUUUCACCAACCGCAUCGCCGAGACUGCAGAUGCUAAAAAUAAGAUGCAGAUUCACCUGGCAAAGACCCUGCAGGAGAUUUUCCAGACGGAGACGACCAUCGAAUCCAUCAAGAAGGCCAUCAGGGACAAGGCCGCCUUCCUGAAGGUGGCGCAGACCAGGCUGGACGAGCGCACGCGGAGACCCAACAUAGAGCUGUGCCGAGACAUGGCUCAGCUGCGCCUGGUUAACGAGGUGUAUGAGGUGGACGACACCAUCCAGACCCUGCAGCAGCGCCUGAGGGACGCGGAGGACACCCUGCAGUCGCUGGUCCACACCAAGGCCACCCUGGAGCACGACCUGGCGGUCAAAGCCAACUCGCUCUACAUCGACCAGGAGAAGUGCAUGACCAUGCGCAAGAGCUUCCCCAGCACCGUGCGGCUGGUGGGCUUCUGCUAGGGCUCUGGCCGGAGCGCAGGUGAUGCUGCAGGGCAGGGCGGAACCAGGGCGCAUGCGCACGCCUCCCGGAAGGCGGAGGGAUGGAUUCACGUAUUAAAGGAUCGUCUUCGCAGACUUGCGCUGGGGUCCUGUCUUGGAAAACCUUUGUUGGCUCCCACACCUUCAUUCUCGACGAUGUACUAGGCUUCUGGGCUAGAGCGAUACAAUCACUAUAACAGAUAAGGUAAACAAGCUUACCUGUAUUCUUGUUAUUCUCUGUGUAACAUGAGUGGGCUGGAAAGCAGAGAGGUCUUUUCUUUGAGGUGGGGGCGGUGGGUGAAUUUUGGGCUCUGCCUCCAAGGAAAACGAGGACAGAGGGGCAAGGCUUCUGGGAAGGUGGCAGUCGGAGAAGUCUGAGCAAAAACGAAGGUGGAAAAGUAGCGCAUUUGGACAGUAGUAGGUAGACUGGUUUGGCUGUGAUUCAUAGCGCAGGGUGUGUGUGAAGAAAUAGGGUGAACGCCUGGAAAUGGGGGGUGGACUUCAGCCCCAGGUUCAGGAGUUGGGGGAGUGAGGGACUGCGCUGCGCAGGGACACGGUGUUGUGAAGGCAGUGGCCGAGCGAGGAGAGUUUGAGUUGGAGACGUGGCUGCACAGACGGAGCAAAGAAAUGCCAAGUGUUACAACUGAGCAACAUGCCAGCUUCACCUGUGAGUGGUGGGGGUCCAGACUGACAAAAAGGCCUGGACACUGGUGGCCCAGAAAAAUAGGACAUCGCCUACGUUCUGUUUAAUCUCAGGGGUGAGUGGUAUUUUUAAAAUGACUUUUUCGUUAUUAAAAUGAAAAGCGUUUGCAUAGUAUGUGUUUUGGAAAACAGAGAAAACACACCCGCACAGAAAUAUUGAAAAUCACUCAUCAUCACAACACCCAGAAUUAAUCACUGAAGUUUGACAGCUUUUUAUGGUAUAUGCUUUCAAUCCUUUUUCCAUGACUAUGUAUGUAUAUAUAAAAUAUAUUUACACA
Phacochoerus africanus (Common warthog) is the source of this 2588-nucleotide messenger RNA. RefSeq names its product tektin 3 (gene TEKT3). The record is from RefSeq and is a predicted model, not a curated record. Gene Ontology annotation, biological process: cilium movement involved in cell motility; cilium assembly. Gene Ontology annotation, cellular component: microtubule cytoskeleton; sperm flagellum; nucleus. NCBI's taxonomy places the organism in Eukaryota, Metazoa, Chordata, Mammalia, Artiodactyla, Suidae. The transcript has 8 exons. The coding region runs from base 118 to 1590 and encodes 490 amino acids.